AUGUUGUCCUUUCUAGACCGCUCGGGCUUCUUUCAUAACAAAGCCAUCUUUGAAAAACUUCUCUCGAAACAUGGCAUCAAAGCCUCCCGAAUAACUUCCAUGAUCAAUGCAGAAAAUGUUGCUGAGGGAAAAGACAAAAUACUCCCAUUCCGAAAAGUGAGAAUUGCUGGAAAGAAAGAGCCAAUCCUGAAACAACAGUGUACAGAGUCGUUGUUCUUGAACAAAAAUUUUGUACCUAAUGAUAACAGUGUGCUUCUUCCGAAUUCGUUGAGUAAUUUGAAAUUGAACGGAGUGGAAGGACAACAAAACGUUUCAUCAUUUUACGAUAUCAAUCGAAUUUGGACAGACAAAAAUAAUCAGGCUUCAACACUUCACGAUGACGAAUUGCAAUACAUUUUCAAACAAAUUACGAGUGUUAUUUCGGAAAAUCAAUUGAUAUUUUUCAGAGAUUUGCUAUUGUCACUCCAACAUUAUUACGACGAUGGAACAGGCAUUAGUGCGCCACAAUUAUUUCACAAAGCAAGGUAUUUUAUUGGCACAGAUAGAAUUUUUAAAGUACCAGCCCAAGUGAAAGUAAUCAAUGCUAAACAAGCAGGAGGUUUUGAAGCUAAAGAACAAUCCCAAAAACCCAUUGAGGAUUCAUAUGUGUACGACAUUGACUUGGAGUUAUAUAUUGAACCAAAGUUGAUUGAUAAGAGUUUAGAAACAGAAAGAGAAGUUGAAGGAUGUCUGAGUUUUAAAAACGAAUAUUUAUUUUUGUUAAGAAGUAAGGAAAUUGAGGUUGAAUAUGUCAACAUUUUUGGAGAGAGAAAGAGAAAAACACUUGAAGGUUUUGCUGCUCGGGUCUUUCAACAUGAAUAUGAUCAUUUAGACGGCAUUAAUAUGUUUGACCGAAUAAUUGACAAGAAAAAGGAUAAAUAUGUGUACGGAGAAGACAUUUACAACUACUUGGAUGACAUGGGCAACUUGCGAGAAGAGUUCAAAUAA
Molecule: messenger RNA, 987 nt
Organism: Naegleria lovaniensis
Lineage: Eukaryota; Heterolobosea; Eutetramitea; Acrasida; Naegleriidae
Exons: 1
Coding region: 1-987 (328 amino acids)
Biological process (GO): peptidyl-methionine modification
Cellular component (GO): mitochondrion
Molecular function (GO): peptide deformylase activity
Source: RefSeq, a predicted model, not a curated record